CUUGGCAAGCUGGACGACCGCUCCCUGGGCGGCGCGGGCGGCGUGGGCGGCGCGGGCGGCGCAGCUGCGGUGGGCCCUGUGGGCGGGGCGCGCGGGGCAGGCCUGGCAGUCGGCGCGGGAGGGGCCCGGGGAGGGCGUGGACGAGCGCCCGGGCCAUGCGGCCGCGAGGGCAAGCGAGGAGCAAGAAGCGGCAGAAGCAUGCUUUCUCGGAGGUCCGCGCUGAUUUCUUGGGUCGGCGUCGGGGCCCCCCUGGCGCGCCCCGCGCGCCAGGGAGGGGGGUCCAGCGCCGUUCCAGGAAAUCCGAGCAGAUCCCGGGAAACAUUGAGCGUCUGCCGUUUUUUGUUCACCUAGGCAAGCGAGGCUUGCGCCACCACCCUCGUUCUACGCAGCUUUGGCCCGUCCUGCAGCCAGCAGGCCAUGGCGGCGUGGCUGGACGAGCAGGGGUACCGCGGCACGUACGAUGUUGUCCACGUGUCGCUCCCAUGUGUCGUCAUCAACUUCGCCAGUCCGCUGUUCGCGCAGACGUUCAUGCGCGAGAUGAGCGCCGUGCUGAGCGUAUCGUACUCCAGCAUCCAGGAGGGAGGGGAUCCCAUAUUUCUGUCGUCGCAGAACAAUCGCGUCACACGUAGUUGUUCUUUGCUCUUGCAAGCUCGGCCUCCAGGAGCAGGUCUCGGGCCCUCGCGAUGCGGUCGAUAAGCAGCUACGGGGCAAACGGCAAGCGCCGCGAGCUGACACGCGACGUCGGAGGUCUGUGGAGAGGGAACGGAAGGCGAGGCGCCAGGCAAGUUUUGCUGCAAGAGGUGCGGUGCUUCCGCCGCCUACUUGCUGGCUCGGCCUCGACCGGUGGAGCUGGCUGGCUGGGCGGGCCGGGGGGUCGAGCCCCGCAACUAAGACCGGGACCCCACGGACGGGGUUCGCCAACAUAAUGAUGUGUUGGACAGGUCGAGGAGGCGGACUUGCAUUUUUCUGACUUUUCGGACUGGAGGGUCUGCUUCCCCCUCCGCAGCGGCGAGUCAUUUUCCUCGUUGGGGAUCUGGAGGCAUGGAGCGUUGAGCUCAAAAACGCAGAUGUUCCAGCAUCGUUGGCUAUCCCUCAGGCCGCCCACGUAAUUAUGGGGCACGCCUUUCGACGGGCGAUGAUGCGACUGCGGAUGAUGAUCAGUCGACGCAGUGCGCCAGGCCACUAGUCAGUUUCAUUGCGUCUCAAUGUGGUCCCACCGUCACUGCUUUGAGUUUGUGUCUUGCCGACGCACAUCGGACAUCGGCCGCCAGGGAUAAGAGAAACAAAC
Messenger RNA from Prorocentrum cordatum, 1288 nucleotides. The record is from the annotation of a GenBank genome assembly. Lineage: Eukaryota; Dinophyceae; Prorocentrales; Prorocentraceae.